Theobroma umbraticum is the source of this 1069-nucleotide messenger RNA. Its product is annotated as CASP-like protein 5B3. NCBI's taxonomy places the organism in Eukaryota, Viridiplantae, Streptophyta, Magnoliopsida, Malvales, Malvaceae. The record is from RefSeq and is a predicted model, not a curated record. Gene Ontology annotation, cellular component: plasma membrane.
CUUGAAAGUAUUUGAUGCGUUUCUGUUAAAAAUAGAAGUGACAAGACUUUUGUCUUGUAAUAACAAUAUUGGCAAUAAACCUGUUUUUUUCUAAUGAUUUUUUGGUUUGACAAUUGUUUUCCUUUUUCUUAAGUUUGUUUCUUGUUCCACUUGUUCAUGUCAUUCCUCUCUUUCUUUUGUCUUUUUUUUUUUAUUGUACGGGUUCUACAAAUUCCAUAAUUUAAUUCAUAAGUAACAUAACCCUGAGAAAGUUUAUCAUCAAAUCUUCCAAUCUUAGUUUCUGGGUCCUUUUUAUUUGUCUUAAAAAGGCUGGUUUUUCAUUUUAUAUGGUUUGUUCUAUGUUUAGAUGAUCUAUGGGGAUUUAAUAAAAGAGUGUUCUUUGGAUUUGGAGGUAGAAUAAAAAUGAGGGUAUUUCCUGGAAGUCCAGGGACGCUGACUAGCCUCCUUUUGAGGGUUGCACAAUGUGUUUUUGCAGCUGGGUCAAUUGCUUCCAUGGCUACUACUUCUAGCUUCUUCAAUUUCACAGCUUUCUGCUACCUGAUUGCUUCAAUGGGAUUGCAAGUUGUUUGGAGCUUUGGUCUUGCAUUACUAGAUGGAAUUGCCUUGGUCAAAAAGAAGGUCCUUCAUAAUCCCGUUCUAGUCAGCCUUUUUGUAGUCGGAGACUGGGUGACAGCUACAUUAUCUCUGGCUGCAGCUUCUGCAUCAGCAGGCAUCGCAGUAUUGUACUUUAAUGACUUGGGAAAUUGCAAAUUUGGAGAAGAAUGCCAAAAAUAUCAAUUGUCAGUUGCCUUGGCCUUCCUCGGUUGGAUAGCAAUUGCAAUAUCAUCCUUAAUUAUGCUUUGGCUAUUGGCUUCAGGUUAAACCAUUUGUUGUACAGGAUUUUGGUUUUCUUCCACCUUCAAGAACGUGUUAAUCUCAGAAAUUUUGAUCUUCUCAUAGUGUCCAUACAAAAGAAAAAAGUGAAUAUAGUUUUCUGAUACUCAGCAUUGUUUAUUUCUUCAUUAGGAAUCAUUUUUUUGGCUUCUGGUGGUGGCAAAUAAAACAUCAGUUUUGUGGAUUUGAAAGUAAA